Molecule: messenger RNA, 2059 nt
Organism: Ylistrum balloti
Lineage: Eukaryota; Metazoa; Mollusca; Bivalvia; Pectinida; Pectinidae
Product: geranylgeranyl transferase type-2 subunit alpha-like
Exons: 13
Coding region: 7-1716 (569 amino acids)
Biological process (GO): protein geranylgeranylation
Cellular component (GO): Rab-protein geranylgeranyltransferase complex; cytoplasm
Molecular function (GO): zinc ion binding; protein binding; Rab geranylgeranyltransferase activity
Source: RefSeq, a predicted model, not a curated record
AAGAAAAUGCAUGGAAGAAUCAAAGUUAAAACAACUGAAGAGCAACAGGAGGCGAAAAGGAAGGAAAGGGAGAAAAAGUUGAAACUCUACAAUGCUGGAACAGAAGCUGUUUUCGUUAAGAGAAAAAAUAAGGAUUUUGAUGACGAGGGUUUGAAGAUAUCGGGACAAAUUCUUAUUGUGAAUCCUGAUGUGUAUAGUUUUUGGAAUUUUAGACGAGAAAUCUUCAUCCAUCUCAGAGACCAAAGAGAAGAGACAGAGUUACAGAAACUAUUUGAGGAUGAGCUCCAUUUCUUGGAAGCAUGUCUGAAGGUAAACCCAAAGUCCUAUGGAGCAUGGCAUCACCGCUGUUUUGUCAUGGAUGCUAUUCCAGAACCUGAUUGGAUGAGAGAGCUCCAGCUAUGCAAUGCAUUCCUUAACUUAGAUGAGAGAAAUUUUCACUGCUGGGACUACCGACGCCAUGUUGUGUUACGCUCAAAUGUUAAUCUCGAAGAGGAACUACAAUAUACUACGCAAAAAAUCCAAUCCAAUUUUUCCAAUUAUUCCUCAUGGCAUUAUCGGAGUAAGCUGCUGCCUGUGAUACACCCUGACUCUAGUCAUCCUGUGGCUGUACAAGAGGAAGUACUGCUGAAAGAAUUUGAUGUUGUGCAGAAUGCCGUGUUCACAGAUCCUGAUGAUCAGAGUGCUUGGUUUUAUCAGAGGUGGCUAUUGGGAAGAGGUAAGAAGAAGUUACAGAUAUGUUGUGUUCACUUAUCGAGGGAUCUUCAGAGAAUUGUUGUUCUGCUGUCACAACCAGUUAAGAUGGGUAAAGGUCAUUGCCUGACAGUUAGUAUCAACAGUACACCAGUUGAAGGGAAAUGGAGGACAAUCACAGGCUCCAGCAUGUUCUCUACACUAUGGGUGCUAGACUUACCUGAUCAGAGUGUUCCAUUAGACACACAGGCUGCAGUGGCAGUCACUCUUCUCGAUGAUCGUUACUGUACCAAAUUCUCAGAGGGCCUGCACUUGAUGCCAAACCAGGAGGAGACUUGGGCAGUGGCAGAAUUCAAACAAGGAACUCGCUUCAGUGCAGAACUAAGUGCUGCAACUUCUUCUACCAUGGCGCUGGAACUAGAUAGCAUCCGGGAACUUCAUUCUGUGGAGCCUGACAACAAGUGGGUCCUGCUGACUAUGGUGGAAUUGAUGAAGGCCACUGACCCAGAACACACUAAAUAUGCAGCAGAACUUGAGGAGAGUUUCAACAAACUUAUUGCUGUAGAUCCCAUGAGGAAGUUUUACUACAAAGAUCUCAGGAGCAAGUUUUUAAUUGAGAGCAUAUUAGAGUCCCAGGAUUCCAAGGUGCGGGACGUUAGGUUGUGUCAACAAAGACUUACCUGUCUCUAUCACACUGAUUGGAUGGUUCUGGUGACCUCACUUGACCUUUCUGAGAAUGAUCUGAAAUCUGUACAAGAAUUGUCUAAUCUGCAGUGUCUGCAAAGUCUGAACCUAGACAGCAAUCAGCUGUCUGAUUUACAAGGACUGGCAUUUUGUAGGAGGCUUACAGACCUGUCUGUCAAGAAUAACUUAAUCCAUCAGAUUGGAGUCUUUGAGGAACUGAAAACAUGUGCCUUCUUGAAGAAGUUGUCACUAGCAGGAAAUUCAGUGUGUGCCAUUGAAGAUUAUGUAACAAAAAUAUGUGCUUUCAACAAAUCUCUGCAAUCUGUUGAUGAACAAGACUAAAGAUAAGGAGCUUGUUAUAAAAACUGUGAUUGGUGCUGGUGUACCAAACGAUGUACUUACAUGAUGUUGUAUACUUAUUAGUGUGGCAGUCUCAUGUUUAACAUUUAUGAAACUAGUACCUCAAAAAUGAAUCCCAACCCAAACACCCGGAGAGCUUCAAAUAAUUCAAUAAGUAAAUUUUCAAAAAUAAUUUUGAUAACAUUAACUUUCAUGAUUUAUAAUUGAUCAAAUAAUGAUUGCUCAUUAGAUUUACAUAAAUUAUAUAAAAAUAUGAUGUGAUUUAUUAUGUUUAAGGAACAUUUCAUUUUUCUGCUUUAAACAUUCACUAAUAACAUGAUAUAAU